Messenger RNA from Closterium sp. NIES-65, 855 nucleotides. The record is from the annotation of a GenBank genome assembly. NCBI's taxonomy places the organism in Eukaryota, Viridiplantae, Streptophyta, Zygnematophyceae, Desmidiales, Closteriaceae.
AUGACCCCUACAUGCCCCGUACGAUACUUCACGACCCCUUACGACCCCGUCCGACUCUCUACGACCCGCUUACGACCCGCUUACGACGCCCUACGCGGGUCGUCAUUGCGCCGUCCACAGCGCUUUCAGGCCUCUCUCUCCUCCUCCAUCCUCCGCUUCCCCGCUCUCUCCCACUCUCGCUCAGGCUCUCCCGCCGUCUCCCCCGCCGCCGCCCUCGCCGUCUCUCCCGCCUGCUCUCUCGCCGUCUGCCCCCCUCUUUCCUGGUCCACCUCCCCGCGUUGUCGUUUCCGGUACCCUUCCGCCCCUGCGUGGUUCGGCUGUGCCGUUUCUUCCAUCCCUGCUUCUCAACCACCUUCUCUCCCCCCCAAAUCCCCUCUACCCCUCUUUGCUCUGUUCCCCGCUGUCGUCCGCUCCCGCGCGCGUCCGUCCAGGGUCCCACGCGCAUUGUUCCCUUUCCUCCACGUUAUCCCCCCCUCGCUCAGGCCCUCCUUUCCCCCUCCCCGGCGUACCCCCUUUCCUCCUUUCCCCCUCCCCGGCGUACCCCCUUUCCUCCUUUCCCCCCCCCCCCCCCGGCGUACCCCCUUUCCUCCUUUCCCCCUCUCCGGCGUACCCCCUUUCCUCCUUUCCGCCUUCCCGCAUUUCCCCAUCCGCGCACCACCCUGCGCGUCCAUGCCUCGCCGCGUCCUUCUCUUCCCGCCGAUCUCCCUCCCCAACCCUCUUUUUGAGCCUUACUGCGCGCCAAGCCCCUCAUAUUGCACCUCCCCUGCGCUGCCCUCCCUUUCCGCGCCCGCUUCCCCAACCCCUUCUCGUCGCUAUUCCACUCUCAACGCCCACGCCACUAGUGGGCGAGUUUAG